This is a messenger RNA of Emiliania huxleyi CCMP1516, 1554 nucleotides long. RefSeq lists its product as hypothetical. NCBI's taxonomy places the organism in Eukaryota, Haptophyta, Isochrysidales, Noelaerhabdaceae. The record is from RefSeq and is a predicted model, not a curated record. Bases 1 to 1554 code for a protein of 517 amino acids. Gene Ontology annotation, cellular component: membrane. The transcript is spliced from 5 exons.
AUGGACGAACUCUUACUGCUGGUGUACGCGUGCGUGCUUGGAUUGGUGGCGUUCGUUCCCGCCACCGCGCGGAGGGCCCUCGUCAAUGGCCUCUUGCCGUUGACGAAAUAUGUCACUGGCACCAGGGAGCUCAAUGUCUCAAACCGUGUCCGCGCCGCACACAAGAACCUCACGGCUGAAAAUCUCACACCGUUCAUCGGAAUCGCUCUCUCCGCGCACGGGCUCGGCGUGGUGGGUCUCGCAGGGCCAGCGGCGGUGUUCUGCUGCGGGCGCCUGGUGCAUUUCUUUGGGGCAAUCCUCAACCCGCCCUUUGCCCGAACCCUGGGCUUCGUCGCCGGCUGGGCCGCGUCCAUGUACGUAGCGUACCUCGUCUACGGGGCCUACUCGGCACUCGAGGCGCCGAGCGAAGGGGAGAAGACCUUUGCUCUUAUCACGGCCACCUGCGUCUUCACGUUGCUGCUCUUUGUCCCUUAUGACCUUGGUCGCAUCCCUGCCAACGGCAUCCUCAAGCUGACGUACUACAACGACAUCGUUGAGAGUGACUGGCUUGUGCGCGGCAAGGCGGCUCACCUCAACAUGGCCAAGGAGAACCUGCCUCCCUUUGUGGGCAUCUUCCUGGUGGCCGCGCGCCUGCAAAGUUUCGAUGAGUUGGCCGUGCAAGGUGCGCCUCAGCUCGCGCUCUACUUCCUCGCGGCGCGCUGCUUCCACUACCUCGCUGCGUACGUCAACAUUCCCUUCGCGCGGACCGUCGGCUUUGUCGCCGGCUGGGCCGUGUGCAUGUGUUGCGCGUAUCUCGUCGCGCUCGAGCUCCUGAACAUGGACAACCUCGAUGCCGGCUGGCUCAACCUCGAGAUGCUCAGCGCGAUCAGUGUCUUCACGCUGCUGCUGUUUAUUCCGUAUGACCUCGGGCGGAUCCCAGCGAACGGGAUUCUCAAGCUGACGUACUACAACAAGGAGAUGGUCGAGUCGGGCUGGAUUCAGCGCGCCAAGGCCGCGCAUCUCCACAUGGCUGGCGAGUGCCUUCCCAGCCUCAUCGGACCUCGCCUUGCCGCUAUCGCCGGCCUAGUCCUGGCUGCGGACUCGCUCCGCGUGCAGGAGGACCUCCACCUGCCGUACAUCUUGGGCUUUCGCGCAGCUCACUACUUUGUGGCCGCCGGCGAGGACGCAACGAUGCAGAGCUUGGUUGGUGCUGGCAUCAUCGUGGCCGCCACUGCGUGCACGUUUGUGGACAACAGCGUCGCGCCCGACGGGGGAUCGCCAGAGGAGACGCAGGAGAAGCUGGAGGAGAAGCUCCUCUCGGAGAGGGCCACCGCAAAGCCGGCGCCGCCGAGAAAGGGCCUUGGUGGUCUGGUCGACACGGCAGACACGUAUCUUCGGUACAGCAAGGCCAAGGCACGCGAGGCGACGCCAGAGGAGCGCGAGGCGACUGAUGUGGCGGGAGGGAUCAUGCUCAUGCUGGUUGCCGUGGGCCCGCUCAUCUACUACUACUUCUUUGCCGGCGCCGCCAGUGGCCCGCCACCGCCGCCGUCUGUGUUUAGCAACCUCAACACGUGA